CCCAUGCGUGCAUUGGAGGCGUCUCCGCUGGUGGAUCGGACAGGCAGAACUCAGCCUCAACCUGCAAGCCGGGCGCACUAUCCCAACACACCAAUCACCUCAAAUCGAACCAUGCCCAUUGGGGAAUCGGGAUUGUCAGGUAAAUGGUGCUCGUUGGUGGGUAGAGUUCAUGAUGGCAUGGCCAUACUAGGUGACGGAAUUGACGCACUCUCCGCAACGGCGACCAAACGUUUGCUGGCAAUCUUGUGUUGUUUUGGGUAAUGAUCG
This is a messenger RNA of Aspergillus costaricaensis CBS 115574, 267 nucleotides long. RefSeq lists its product as uncharacterized. The record is from RefSeq and is a predicted model, not a curated record. The coding region runs from base 4 to 261 and encodes 85 amino acids. NCBI's taxonomy places the organism in Eukaryota, Fungi, Ascomycota, Eurotiomycetes, Eurotiales, Aspergillaceae. The transcript has a single exon.